This is a messenger RNA of Stylophora pistillata, 3200 nucleotides long. Its product is annotated as protrudin. The record is from RefSeq and is a predicted model, not a curated record. Lineage: Eukaryota; Metazoa; Cnidaria; Anthozoa; Scleractinia; Pocilloporidae. Gene Ontology annotation, biological process: vesicle-mediated transport; protein localization to plasma membrane; endoplasmic reticulum tubular network formation. Gene Ontology annotation, molecular function: metal ion binding. Gene Ontology annotation, cellular component: endoplasmic reticulum tubular network.
GCGAGAAAACGAAUAAAACACACCAAUAACACAUCAAACUGAUCAAACUGCGUUAUUGAGACCUGUAUGGAAGAACCCAUGGAAGAAGAGAGCGGCGUAGAGCAUUUUGACAUAGGUACUUUUGUCCUUAACCACAAGAAACUGUGUCACCUGGUUAAACCAUUGAUAAAAUGGUAUGAACGUUUCCUAUUUGUGACCAGGUGGCAGUCGUGGCGGCUCACUUUUGUCAUCAUGUGGGUUACUGUUUACUUGUCUAUUAGUUAUCCAGGAUGUCUUGUCCAUAUACCAUUGGUUUAUGCAGCAAUUACAUUUGGCUUAUCUGGGAUUAGAAGGUUGGGAAAGAAAACUUUGAAAGCUGGUGAUUAUUUGAAAAGGAAGAAAGUUUGCAGGAAAGAUGAUGAUGUUCUGAAUUUAGAUGUUAAACUGGCAGCCAUGAAGGAAGCACAUGAUCAUCUGAAAGACUACAUCAAGAUCUCUGUGCAAAUACAAAUCAUAGAAGAAACCUCGUGUGAAUAUCUUGAAAAGUUUUACAGGAUUGUCAGAUGGGAAGAUCCUUCUGUUUCAAAGAGGUGCUUCCUCUUGCUCUUGUUGUCAGCAUGCAUUUUAUUUUUUCUCCCUGGAACAUAUCUUGUGACUUUUGGCCUUAUACUCACAUUUCUGGGCAACUCGGGCUUUAAUAAAGUUUUCAGGGAGGCUCAAGGGCAAUUCUGGCUUAGAGUACAGCGACUGAAGAAGAUUAGUUUAUCACGGAACUUUUGGAUUGGUUUGGUAAAUCCUUGGACAGAAAGCCCGAGAAAAACACAAACUAACUUAGUAGUAACAGAAAAUGAUAACGACGACGAAUGGCAUGAUGCACAUGAACAAGAGACAUCACUCUCCGAGGAUGAGAAUUACGAACAAGAGGAUGCCCCGUUAACGAAGAGAACUGCAAAACGUUUCUCUGGAUUGUCUGUGGUGACUCAUUUCAGCGACUACCGCAGGAAAAAAAAGCGCGUAAAUAGUGUAAACUGUGCGUCAUGCGAUGUCACCUUUUCUUCUCUGUUAAAGAAAAGGCAAUACUGCCGGCAUUGUGGAGAUAGCUUUUGCUCUCGCUGUUGCAGUAAGCGUGUUAAAAGGGCCGUGUUUGGAGCAACCGCACCGGCAGCAUACGAAGAGACAGUUCUAGUUUGUAACAGUUGCCAUUGCUACCUCAUGGACAAAGAAGAGGAAAAUAGGGCGGACAUUUGAUGAAUGACAAUGGAUUGUUUCGGAACCUGUUCAGGUGGUCGAUCGAGAGCCGUGGAUAUGAAGCUGUUACGCUUAGUGACUCGAGUAAGGGAGGUAACGGCUACUUGCUGUUUUAAGCGCUCUGUAUUAACGACGUGGAAGGUAUUACAAAAACCUAAUACCGGGAAAGAAAGGCGUGGACCAUAAUUCCUCAGGAGCACUUGUUGAUCGCAUUGCAAAUUUGAUGGAGCUGUGAUUCUUCACUUGAAAUCAGAGACGUUAUGAUAAAUUAUAACAAAAGUUAAAUCUCACUGUUUGGUCAAUUUCUUGUAGCCAGUACCACCACCGGUGGUGAAGUUGUGGUCAGUAAUUAGGUGCCCUCUGAUUAAACAAGUGAAAAUUCAGACUCGAAGAUUGUUUAUGUUUCAGGAUCCAUUACAUAUUUGGACAAGUCUAGAGACUUUCUUCGUUUACCGUUCUUAAAAAGGGAGAAACUUUUACGUCCGAUAUUAAGCACGUAAAAAGCUGAAGGCUUCUCGUCCAAUUAGCUUGUUUUGGGUGGAUGAAGACGAGAAUUAAACAAAAACUCUGGGCACGCCACAGUAGUGCCUGUAUAACUAUAGCCUUUUUUGUUGGACGCUUCAAUUUUUCCAACAUUUGGUCAAGUAUGCCUCUCUGCAGGCUCUAUUAAAGAUCAAUUACCCUUGCUUGCCGAAAGCAUUGGCUUCGAAAGAAUGAAGAGAGGAUCGAGACAAAAAGUUUCUCUUCGUGAGCAUAUUAAGUAAAAAUGAAACAGAGAUUUUAUGGCAAAGCAGGGGGGGUAUCUUCCACAAGGAGGUUUUUAAUGAAAGAUGAUAAGUGGUGUUGUUUCUCUUACAUGGCCCUAAUUUCUAAAGGUAUACUUAAGACUAACGCGAAAUAAAAGGGGACAAGGUUCCGUACAGUGUACAAUAGAAUAGGCUAUUUGAUUUAAAGUGAAACAAGCUUGAAUGAACCUUUGCCUCCAACACGACGCCGGCUUAAACGUGUUGAGAAGUACUAUUAUGUAAGAGGGUUUAUCUGACUCGAACUUUCCUUUGAAGUCCGGUCUUGAAAUAAUAUGAAAUUUGUAAGCGAGUAUUUAACGGAGAAUGAUAUACAAUUCCUACAUGUUCUCUUGUAAUGCUUAUCCUGAGCUGUUUACACUGGAUGGAGUUGGCUUAACAUGUUAGGGUGAAAACGUGUUAUAAUUAGAGUUUGCUUUAGUAAGUUGGUACAUAGUUUGUACCGUUUUAUGUCUUCGUGAUUUCAUCUGAAGUUAUGUAAUAUUACGCUAUUUUGAGUGCGUAUGCUGUUUAAAUUUCCAUACAUGUCAUGAAAAAUAUUCCGAUUUAGUAAUUGUUAUGAAAGGUACUUGCAGACGAAAAUGCUUUUUUCAACUCACCAAACACCUUUGGUCUUUUCUUAUCGGUAUAGAUGUUUUUCAAUUUGUUUUUAUUGCUCACAGGCUCACCAUCUCUGAUCGCAGUAAUAAGCAAAUUGAUUAUUGCUUGCUUUUGUUAUGCUCACCCGUGAACAUAGUACGAUAGCUUUUUUCGUGUUUUUUUAUUUAUGCUAUUCAAUGAAAAAAGUCGCGGCUUCGAAUGUGAGGUCGUUUGAGCUAUAAUGAUUAGAAUAAAGAUACAAAUUUUGAACAGUGUAAUUGAAGCAUUUAACAGCAUUAAGUCGUACACAAUGGGACAUUCUUGCGAAAGAAAUGCUUCCCCAGGGCAACCGUCAUGUUGUCUGUAUAUUUUAGCUCCGUGAAGCGCUUCUUGUUUUUCUUCUUUCUACAAUUUUUAACUUAAUUCAAAAUCCGUUUAACACAUGGAAGGUUUGUAGAUAUGUUACUGCAUUUACAGCGUUUUAAGACUGGUGUGUCUGGAUUUUGAAAUAGGAUUAUAUUUUUAAUUUGUUUGCCAAUUACCCAUUCUUUAUGUCCAAUAUUAGGAAUAAUAAAAGAAAUCUCAAAUUCA